AUGUCCGCUCUGACGGAACUACUGCCAGCUGCCACGCUCCGCCCCUCCCCCCGGCCUCCUCACCGCCCGGAUCCGUCCGCCAACGCCGCGCCGCGCGCAGCGCCUCCCCGGCGGAAGGGGGACGGUUUGCGUCCCACGUCCCGGCCGGGCGGAGUCCCGGCCACCCCCUCCCCCGGUAUUCGCGUUCCCUUCUCCUUCUCGGAACAGCACCUUCUGACAAAACACUUCCGAGGUUGGACUGGAAGGGCGGGGGACGGAGGCGGGCUGUGGAUGAGGAGGGGGAGGGGAAGCCGGCGGCGGAAACCCUUAGGCCCAGAGAAGCAUCGAGAACCGGAAGGAGACCGUGGGAAGAAGGUAAUGGAAGAGCGGCAGCUGCGCGGUAGAGAGCCCCACGCCCCUCCCAAUAGCGUCCCCCCAAGUUCCUCACUUGGUGUCGAGGCGGAUCUCGCGAGAACCUCGUGGCCGGCUAACCGGAGCUGGGGCUCUGCAGUGACUUUAAGUCCCAAGUUUUGUGCGCUCUUCCUGGCCGGGGCCCGCCCACCAAGCCGCAGACUCUCGCGAGACGCCCGGGGAGGCCGGCUCGCAUUGGGCGUGCCGCCGCGGUGGAAGCGCCGCCCCUGGGUGCCGAUGCGGGAGGGAGGGGGCGGAAAUGGAAUUCCUCCCACUGGCCCCGGCGCGCGCCGCCUCAGCCGUCACUCACGCCCCCGGCCGGGAGUGCGCCGGGAGUGGCCGGAGGUCAAUGACGGGAUGCCGCUAGUCGGGGCUGAGCCGGGCGAAACUAGGUACAGUGAUAAUGUUCUCACAGAUCUAAAGGGGACUCAUAAUAUCCAGGAAGAUCCACAAAGAACAACUUCAAAGAAACCAAACAUGGAUUCUCCUAAUAUAAACAAGCUUAGGUAUAAAAAAACAAACGGGACAUUACUGUUAUGCAUUAAUAGACAAAUUUGAGCUUAAAGUUUUAAACGUUUUUGUACUACAAACCACAUGGGCAGUGUGCUAAAGCCAUAGACCCUUCUCAGGGUGUUUUAUUCAUAUAUACUGAAAUGUAUUAUAUUCCAGAUGAAGACAUUGGAAAUGUAUCAAAAUUAAGUAUGUGCCUCCUUAACAAAGUAAGAUCUAGCACUUGCUGUAAAGACCAGAUUUUUGGUUUUUAUGUAUGUAAUGAGUUUAUGUAUGUAGUAAGUUUGCACAAUGGGUUUCCACAACUGGUACACAAAUGAUUUAUGCCCAUUUGUCGACUUUUUCUUUGAGUACCUAUGAAGGUAUACUAUUGAGAAUGAACAGAAUAAUUCAUUUCUCAAGCAUUAUAGGUAAGUUGGUUUUAUUGUAUCACAUUUAUCAUGUCUUUGUAAAUAUUUGUUGAAGAAGUACAAAAUGAAAAUAAGGACAAAAGAAAUUUAAAUGUUACAUAAAUUUUCAACUUUUUUUAAUGUAACUAAAGCGCUGCUAAGAACAUUAUCUCAGAUGAAAAUCAUUAUCUCAGGUGAAAAUAUUCAAGUUUAUACACCUAGGAAGUAGUGGAGGCAGGAUUUAAACUUACUUAGUCAGACCUCAAAGCUCACACUCUUCAGCUACUAAGGCAUUUGAUUAUUUUGAGCCCUUUAUUUUGUUUAUUUUUUUUUGGGGGGGGGUCCGGUCGUGGGGCC
Molecule: messenger RNA, 1646 nt
Organism: Dipodomys spectabilis (banner-tailed kangaroo rat)
Lineage: Eukaryota; Metazoa; Chordata; Mammalia; Rodentia; Heteromyidae
Exons: 2
Coding region: 1-948 (315 amino acids)
Source: RefSeq, a predicted model, not a curated record